Messenger RNA from Aureococcus anophagefferens, 1293 nucleotides. RefSeq lists its product as hypothetical. The record is from RefSeq and is a predicted model, not a curated record. Gene Ontology annotation, molecular function: phosphatase activity. Gene Ontology annotation, biological process: phosphatidylinositol dephosphorylation. Lineage: Eukaryota; Pelagophyceae; Pelagomonadales; Pelagomonadaceae. The transcript has a single exon. The coding region runs from base 1 to 1293 and encodes 430 amino acids.
AUGGAGGUCUUCGUGGCGACGUGGAACGUGGGGAACACCAUGGUCGAGCCGCACGAGAUCGACGAGUGGCUGCGGGGCGCGACGCGGGACGCGAGCGUCGUCGUCAUCGCGCUCCAGGAGGCCCAUUAUAUUACGGACGAGGGCCGGGAGCGCAUCGAGGCGCGCGCGGCCGCGACGUCCGUCGUCGCGGGGUCCUGGUUGUGCUGCGCGGGCUGCCUCAUGGCCGUGCCGUUGCUCUGGGACCGGCGGAAGAAGCGGCGCGAGCGGAAGAAGCGGGAGCGCAUGGAGCGGGAGCUCGCGCUCAACCCGGCGCUCAAGGCGAGCCAGCGGAAGGCCUUGGUGUGCGUCGACGUCGUCACGCGGCUCGUCGACUGCCUCGAGAACCGCGGCUUCGCCUACGCCGAGGGCGCGUCCUGCAAGUGGGGCCAGAUGCGUUUGUUGAUUUUUCACAAGGAGGCCCUCGUGUCCCUGGAGCCCCUCGCCACGGCCGUCGCGCGGACGGGCGGCAAGGUGACGAACAACGACAUGCACACGGGCGUGCUCGGCAACAAGGGCGGCCUCAUCUCGUCCUUCGCCGUGGCCCCGGCGCGGGCCCGGGGCGCGGGGGACCACAUCGAGGCCGUGCUGCUCCACGGCGCCGGCGCGGCCAUGAAGCGGCGGAAGAUCACGGCCGUGGGCGUGCACCUGCCGGCGCACGAGGGCGACCAGUUCCUCGCGGACCGCCGCGAGGCCCUGGCGACGAUCCUCCAGAAGGCGCGGGACGACGCGGCCAUGGACGACGCGGACCUGGCCGUGCUCACGGGCGACAUGAACUUCCGGCUGACCGGGGACCUCGAGUCGAAGAGCGUGGCGGACGACGUCAAGAACGGGGACUACGCGAAGCACUACGCCGCCGACGAGCUCGCCCGGGACCACUCCUCGGCGGAGUCCGUCGUCGCCGGCUGGGAGCUGCCCCGCUGCGACUUCCCGCCGACCUUCAAGGUGAAGCGCGGCGUCGUCGAGGAGACGUACAACCGGAAGCGCGUCCCCGCGUGGUGCGACCGCGUGCUCUACCGCACGGCCCUCGAGUCGCACCUCAUCUCCUACGCGAGCCACCCGAAGCUCACGACGUCGGACCACAAGCCCGUGGCCCUCGCCCUCGACCUCCUCGGCGAGGCGCGGCCGGGCGGGGGGCCGCAGCGGCGGCCGUCGAACGGGUCCUCCGCGCCCUCGUCGCGGCGGUCGAGCCUCGACCCGGACGACGCGGUCACGAGCGACCUCGACAUCCGCGUCUUCGAGCGGGCGCGGAGAUAA